This is a messenger RNA of Topomyia yanbarensis, 5104 nucleotides long. Its product is annotated as zinc finger protein 665-like. NCBI's taxonomy places the organism in Eukaryota, Metazoa, Arthropoda, Insecta, Diptera, Culicidae. The coding region runs from base 286 to 1788 and encodes 500 amino acids. Gene Ontology annotation, cellular component: nucleus. The transcript has 2 exons. The record is from RefSeq and is a predicted model, not a curated record. Gene Ontology annotation, molecular function: DNA-binding transcription factor activity, RNA polymerase II-specific; RNA polymerase II cis-regulatory region sequence-specific DNA binding. Gene Ontology annotation, biological process: regulation of transcription by RNA polymerase II.
CAGCGUUUUUUUUAUAGCAACCAUGCUAGUUGUUUUUGAGUGCAAAACAAUCUUAGUUUACACAAAGAAUUAAGUGGCAAUUAUACGGCUUCUCGACUUAAAGCGAUAAACGUCGGAUAUCUCAGUAUGAAUUUUAUCGUGUUCUAUCGAGACGGUUUUAGCUUCAGCAAGAAAUUGUAAAGCGCGGGCUUCUAAUGUCCCAACAGACAGGCGAUUAAUGGCCAUAAUAUCAACACAAGUAUAUCGGAAAUUGUCUAAACCGCUAGCUAAAAGGCAAGGGUUGGUAUGGACAGUAAACUCUCACCUUUGCCGGAGUCACAGGAGGAGCUCGAGGAUCAUACAGAUAAACAGGUCAAGCAACCCAACAGUGGAAAACGGUUGUUCCGCUGUGAUGUUUGUGGCAAAGAAUUUCGCAGGAAGUAUCACCUGCAGCAACACGCUACUACUCACACAGCAGAGCGCAAGUUCCUUUGUGAUAUAUGUGGUAAAUUAUACACCCGGCAGGAUUAUUUGACCUCGCAUAAACUCAUUCACGGUAACGAGCAGCCGUAUAAGUGCGAGGUUUGUGGUGAAGCGUUCUUUCAGAAACAAAAGCUACAACGUCAUGUUACCACCCACACUGGCGAGCAUCCGCAUAAAUGUGAAAUAUGUGACAAAGGAUUUUUUCAUAGGCGAGACCUGCAAACACACGUUCUCAUGCACACCGGCGAGCGGCCCUAUAAAUGCGAAAUAUGUGGAAAAACAUUCAUCCAACGAUUUAAUUUGACCAGACAUAUGUUCAUGCAUAAUAGUGAAGGGUCGCAUAAAUGUGAAAUAUGUGGUAAAAUUUUUUUCCAAAAGCGCAACCUGCAGCAACAUGUUAUGAUCCAUACUGGCGCGCGACCAUAUAAAUGUGUGAUUUGUGGCAAGGGGUUCACACAGCAAUGUUAUUUGAAGACACACUGUUUGUUCCACUUUGGCGAACGGGCGUAUAAAUGUGAAAUAUGUGGCAAAGAAUUUUAUCUGAAGCGUAACCUGCAGCAACACGUUAUCAUACACACUGGAGAACGGCCGUAUAAAUGUGAAAUAUGUGAUUUGGCGUUCAUUCAGCGUAGUAGCUUAUCCACGCACAAAUUAAUUCACAGUAUAGAACAAACGCAGAAGCAUACCCUGCAGGAACACAUUAUCACCCACACUGGCAAGCAGCGCUAUAAUUGUGAUAUAUGUGGUAAAGAAUUUAACCAGCGUGGUAAAUUGGCUAGGCACAAACUCAUUCACAAUACUGAACGGUCGCACAAAUGUGAGAUCUGUGGCAAAGGAUUCCUUCAAAACAGCCACCUACAACAGCACGUUAUAAUACACACUGGUGAACGGCCGUAUAUAUGUGAUAUAUGUAACAAAGGAUUCACCCAGCGAAGUAGUUUGAAAACACACACACUCAUUCACGGUAGUAAACGGUAUCAUAAGUGCGACGUUUGUGGCGAAGAAUUCCUCCGCAAAUAUCUCUUGAAGCAACACGUUAUCACUCAUACUAGUAACUUAACCUCACACAAAUCAAUUCAUGAUAGCGAAAUAUUGUAUGAAUGUAAGCAAUGUGAUAAAGCAUUCCUUCGGAAGCGAUACCUACAACGUCACAUUAAGACCCACACUCGCAAACACACGUAUCCAUGUGAAGUAUGUGGCAAAGUAUUCGCUCGACAGGAUUUCUUGACGUCACACAAACUCUCUCACAGUAGUGAACAGUCGCAUGAGGGCGAGGUGUUCGGCGAGGAUUUCGUUCAAAAGUAUCAUCUAGAGGAACACGGAUGAGUGUAUUGGAAUGGUUCAGUCGAACAAACGGUAACUGAAAUUGAUCGGAUCACGUUUCCGCACGAUCGUGACGGUUGCGAGUUUGCUCGGGUUUAGAACCAUUCUGUUUAGAUCGCGUACUGAAGGCACUGAAGGUGUUGAGUUCACUUUGAAGAAAUUUAGCAUCGGUUGAAUAAUGCAUCAGUCGAAAAAUCUUCAUGUCAGUGAACGAAAGGCUGUUGUUUAAUACUGACGCCAAUAAAAUAGAGGAGAAAUAUUACUGGGACGAGAUUGCUUCCUUGCGGAAUACUGGACGUAGCAGGUGUUCAAUAAAAAAUGAGAAUUUUUUCAGUCAUGUGGUUAAAAAACAAACUAAAAUAAAGGGUUGUGUACAGGACACGACCACGGUGACAUUAAAAAUGUAGCUUUUUUUCAAGAGCGGGUAAAUGAAUUUUGUCUACAACUAUCGACUUACGUUCUAGCCAACUUCCCAUAUGUUACAAUUUACUAUACACCCUCCCCAUUAAAACAUAAUUUGUUGAAGGUCAUUUGAAGGUAAUCUAUUAUUUCAAUUAAUCAAGAACUAUUAUGAGGAAGCCCACGCUCGCCAACGGAAAUAUACAGUUUCUCCACGAAAUAUGAAAUUUCAUUUUCCAAUUAAAUUUUCAAUAAUGUGCUAAUGAACUUAGGUACACAAACUUUAGAUUAAGUAAUCGAUUAAUGGCCUAACAAAUGAAAUUAUUUGAUGAAUUGCAGUGUUAUACAACGUUCGCACUACCAGUGAAAACGGGUUUUUGAUAUCUUGGUGGCAUUUUUCUUGUUGCUAAUUAUUAUAACGUGUAGUGUAGUGUAAACAUAGUAUUGUUAAACCGGUUCCAGUUUGAAAUUAACACAAUGAACUGCAUGUUCUGCAGCGUUUUAUAUUAUAUAGGUGUUUUAUUGUGGAACUAGAACUGAUACACUUACAUCCCCAGUACAGCGGUUUGUUUCAUAAUUUAAAGAUUCAUUUUAAAAUUUGAAUUAGUAUACACAACCGUUCUAUUCGUUGUCUUAUUUAAACAGACACGGCAUGAACUUUAAUUUAAAAAGAACACCUACUUAAACUGCUGCUGGGACAGUAAGUUCUUGUUUUAAACUUUUCGGUUUUAUGCAGUACGAAACAAAUGUGUUCGAAAUAAUAAAUCAAAAAAUUCCGCUGGAAAUGUGACUGUUUCCGUUCCAAUAUACUCCCAUAUAUAAUACUACGCUGCUGAACAGUGCUUUAGAAAAAAAAACUACAGAGGCGAUGAUAAAAAACGUAUCACAUAUAACCGAAAUAUAAAACAUGUAUGCCAAUAAGCUCAUUACCCUUACUUACCUUACCGUUCAGGCUAGAGCCUUGUUGUCUCUUGCUGUAUGCAGAAGCCGUCUCCACUCUACUCGGUCCAUUGCUGCUUGUCGCCAGCCUCGCAGUCUUCGAAGGGUCCGCAGGUCGUCCUCUAUCUGGUCGAUCCACCGUGCUCGCUGUGCGCCCCGUCUUCUUGUUCCUGUAGGGUCGCCCUCAAGAACCAUCUUCACCAGGUCAUUGUCCGACAUUCUAACGACGUGUCCAGCCCACCGCAAACGUCCUAUUUUUGCGGUAUGCGCGAUGGAUGGUUCUUCCAACAGCUGAUGCAAUUUAUGGUUCAUUCGCCUGCGUCACGUUCCGUCUUCCAUCUGCACGACACCAUAGAUAUUACGCAACACCGUUCGUUCGAAAACUCCAAGAGCGCGUUGGUCCUCCACGAGCAUAGUCCAGGUCUCGUGGUCGUAGAGGAACACCGGUCUAAUCAGCGUCUUGUAGAUAAUCAACUUUGUGCGGCGGCGAAUUUUGUUCGACCGGAGCGUCCUCCGGAGUAGGUACGAUUUCCCGUCAAGAUCCGUCUCUGAAUUUCUCUGCUGGUAUCAUUGUCGGCGGUUACCAGUAAGCCCAAAUAGACGAAUUCGUCGACCAUCUUGAAUUCGUCACCGUUAAUCCGAACUCGGGAUGGGAGGUUCACAUUGUCGUCUCUAGAACCUGUUCCUCUCAUGUAUUUUGUCUUCGAAACGUUGAUGGCAAGUCUAAUCCUGCUGGCUUCAGCUUUCAGUCUGAUGUACGUUUCCGACAUCGCCUCAAAGUUCCGUACCAUUAUGUCAAUGUCGUCGGUGAAGCCAAGAAGCUGGACGGACUUCCUGAAGAUCGUGCCACUCGUGUCUAUCCCCGCUCUCCUUAUCACACCCUCUAACACAACGUUGAACAGCAGCACGAUAGACCAUCACCUUGCCGUAACCCUCCAAUACCUUCUAAGUGACCCAUCGACCCCCAAUGUCUCCUAUAAGCAGAUCGUCACCUCUCCCUCUCAUCGAUCGUGCCAAAUCUCUCUCGUUAUCUAUUUUUAGGUCCAGUGGAAUGCGCUCAGACUUGAGAUAUUUAUUAUCACUGUUUGCCCCCUUAGCUAACUCAGUCGCCGCCAGACUUUGGAAGUGAAUAGAGCUAUGGAGGGGCAUGUUGAUGUCUACCCUCAAAGCCUAUCGACAGAUGCUAACGACAAAUCCAGCAGUUGAUGGAAUUUAUAUAUUCCUUGUUUCGAAGUGAGCGUUUGUUUUUUCGUUUUUCAAGGAUUUUUAUGAACGUGUCCACUGGACUAGAUACUAGAUACUCACAGCAAAAUAAUUUUGUUACAUGAGAAUAUACUCACACCGCAUCUGCCAUAGAUUGGUUGUUGCGGUUAUUAACAAAAACAACACUGAACGCACUCUCUAGAAUUGUGCAUAAGCUGUUCGGUUUAUUUGCUGUCUCCCGUGCAGUUUGAUGUGAGGAUAUUUAUUUAGUUGUUUUUUUUUCUUUUUUUAUUUCGACUAUGUUAGUCACAUUUUCAUUUUUACAUUUUAACGACAUUCAAUUAGCUAGAGAUUACUGGGUAGGGGAAGUUAUGAAAAUUAGAGCCAUAGUAUUUAAGUGAGAGCAAGGAUAUGAAGUAUACCGAUCGGAAAACUAGAAGUGGCAGGGUCAUUAGAAUAGGCUUAAUAUCUUACGGGCUUAACUUUUGUCUUCUGCUGAUGAGGGUCGAGCUCAGGCAGUAUAACUACCAAUCACCCGAGUUCACCAUCUUUACCGUGACAACCGACAAAAGAAAAGCCACACAAGAUCACCACUGAAAACCUGUCGACGAUUAGCAUCAAUCAAUGAUGAUUGCUGCUGUUCAUCUCUGUUUGCCUUUCGAAUGCCGGGAUACAUUUUUAUUAGACUAUUGUCACUGCGCUUACAGUCGUGGCGGGUUUGCUACAUUGUGGAAGGUGGUGGCUGUGCCUCCAGCGGCUAUCCACCGCUGCCGAUAGU